AGUAUUCUGAUGGCUCUCCUCACUUUGAGUUUAUGCUCUUGAUUCAUUCCUAUCGUCCUACCAAACCCGCUUGGCCGUACCACACUUUUCUGUUACUUUUCCAAUUCUCCUGUCUUACACCACGGCCUGCCCAUGAUGAGCGUCCACGACAGCGAGAAGAAUGUUUCGCCUACGGAUGAGAAGAUUGAUAUCCAUGCAGUAAAUCACACCAAAUCUCUGUGGUCAAGAUAUCUCAAUUCUCUUGAUACCUCAGGGCUUAUAUGAUGGUUGAAUUGCCACUGACGGUGUGGUUCCAGGUCGAACGAACCCCAACUGAUGAAGCCAAUGAUGCAGCAAUCGCUCAAUUCACUCCGGAAGAGCAGAAGAAAAUCAUCCAUCGAAUCGAUAGAAGGCUUGUAGUGACAUUGGGCGUUCUAUAUUGCUGCAGUUUGAUGGACCGUGUGAACCUCAGUUCCGCAAACAUUGCUGGGUAAGUUCCAAGCAGGUUUUUAAGACUGCCUCGCUUUUACAGCAACUUACGUAUCUACAGAAUGGCUAAGGGACCGGGCUCUCUCCAUCUUGUCGGAGCCCAGUACAGUUUAAUCGUACUACUCUUUUUCAUUCCCUAUGUUAUUUUCCAACCUCCCGCCACGGUCUUGAUGCGUAAAAUUGGACCCCGGAUCUUCCUCACUGCAAUUGUCAUCUUAUGGGGUGUAUGUAUAAUGGUAGGUCCUUUCCCUUCCAUAAGUCGUGACAUACAUCGCUCAUUGGAAUCAGUGCUUUGGAUUUGUGGAGAAGUGGGAUCAAAUGGCCGGUCUGAGAAUUAUCCUCGGUGUCCUCGAAGCUGGUUUUUUCCCUGGAUCCGCGUAUCUUAUGUCGUGCUGGUAUACACGUUAUGAGCUACAGAAGCGAUAUGCCGUCUUCUACCUUAUUGGUAGUCUGGCUUCUGCUUGCUCUGGCAUUCUCGCGUACGUUGUCUACACUUUACCUACCAUUUCAAACUACUAACAGGAUUUACAGAUACGGUAUCAUGCAAAUGCACGGAUUAGGAAACCUCGCCGGCUGGAGAUGGAUCUUUAUUGUUCGAUUAUUCUACCAUUUCUCGCAACUAUGGAAGUACUAAUGAAAAUAAUAGAUGGAAGGACUUAUCACCUGUGCCGUCGGCUUCGGCGCCUGGUUCCUCAUCGUCGACUUCCCUGAACUCGCAGCCAGGUCAUGGCGCUUCCUCAACGAACGGGAAACCGCUUUUGUGGUAGCCCGUAUCCAGCUAGAUCGCGAUGAUGCCGUGCCAACAACAUUCAGUGCUAUUGCUUAUAUGAAGAAUGCUCUUGAUCUCAAAGUUUGGGGUUUUGCUCUCAUCUUUGGUCUUAGUACCACUGUUACUUACGCCAGUAAGGUUUCUUCCCAUUUUUCUCACACUUGCACACUGCUAAUCUCAAAUUUCUAGUUGCGUACUUUCUUCCCAUCAUCUUGGUCCGUGGAAUGGGCUUUUCCAUCGCAGAAGGACAGUGUCUUGUUGCGCCUCCGUAUGCCUGCGCGGCUUUAUUCAUGUACCUCAUGGCCAUGAUGAGUGACAAAUUUCGUAAUCGAGGUGGAGUAGUAAUCUUCAAUGCGUUGUUGGGACUCAUCGGAUUGCCUUUAUUGGGAUAUGCAAAGAAUAACGGUGUGAGAUAUUGUAAGUACUCUUCGAUAUGGAUUCGUAGUAUGAGAGAGAUACUGACUCUAUUACGUUCUAGUCGGUGUCUUCCUCGCAACUAUCGGCGCCAACGGAAACAUCCCCGCAAUCCUUACCUAUCAAGCAAACAACAUUAGAGGUAUAUCAUCCCCCAAUUCCUCUCCCCCUGAAAACUAACUAACUCCUCCACCACCAGGCCAAUGGAAACGCGCCCUCUGCUCCGCGACCCUGGUCGGUUUCGGUGGCAUCGGCGGCAUCAUGGGCUCAACCGUCUUCCGCGAGCAAGACGCACCCAAAUACGGCCCUGGAAUCCUGACCUGUAUCCUCGCGAACGGAGUCAUUAUUCUCGUUGUUGGACUGCUCAGUCUGAAGUUCCAUCUUGCGAAUAAUCGCGCGGAUAGGGGUGGAAAGAUUAUUGAGGGACAGGAGGGUUUUAGGUAUACUUUGUAGUUGGGCCGGACAAAUGGGUUCGGAUUGGUUUGGUGGAUAAUUUAGGGAUAUUCUUUUUCUUAAUUGAG
This is a messenger RNA of Hymenoscyphus albidus, 2172 nucleotides long. Lineage: Eukaryota; Fungi; Ascomycota; Leotiomycetes; Helotiales; Helotiaceae. The record is from the annotation of a GenBank genome assembly.